This is a messenger RNA of Aspergillus niger, 1614 nucleotides long. RefSeq lists its product as uncharacterized. NCBI's taxonomy places the organism in Eukaryota, Fungi, Ascomycota, Eurotiomycetes, Eurotiales, Aspergillaceae. Gene Ontology annotation, biological process: sphingolipid biosynthetic process; inositol phosphoceramide metabolic process. The record is from RefSeq and is a predicted model, not a curated record. The transcript has 6 exons. Bases 1 to 1614 code for a protein of 537 amino acids. Gene Ontology annotation, cellular component: inositol phosphoceramide synthase complex. Gene Ontology annotation, molecular function: inositol phosphoceramide synthase activity.
AUGGGAGUAGGAGCGUUCCUUGAGCCUCUGACGGUCAUCGUCCUUCUCUUUGGAGGUACCUGGAUCAACCGAACAACAGGAUCUUUCCCUACACGCAGAACCCGCCGCAGAUCCAGCAUCCCUUCACGUGGCGCCUCUCCUGAUGCGACAGAUUCCGGACUGUCCACACCAACCGCAAAGGACGGGCUCUUGUCUCGUCGAUUGUCCUCAUCUUCAUCGGCACUCCUACAAGAUGGCCAGAGUCGGUGGCGCAAGAGGCAGCUGGGCUUCUUUUCGUCGACCUUCGAGGUCACCUCUCCCAACACCAUUGUCUUCCAAGAUCGCCUGCUUAGUCGUCUCUUACGGAAGUUCCCUUUCUUAGUUGAAUGCUGGUACUGGGCGCUAGUGUACUGGACAUACCAAUUAGGCCGAGCAUUUACUGCCGUCACGCUGCAAGAAGGCACUGUCGAUGUGGCGAGGAAGCAUGCGCUACAGCUGAUACAGGUUGAAGAGGCGCUGGGGUUGUUCUUGGAGGUUCCUAUCCAGCGGUUCUUCCUCCGGCACACGACACUCAUGAUGUGGACAAAUUGGAUUUACUCCUUCAUUCAUAUCCCAGGCACCAUUGCCUUCCUAGUCUGGCUCUACUACUACACGACCACUAGAAACCGCCCGCGCCUCUAUCAAGCUCGUCGUCGAACACUUGCCGUGUGCAAUCUGCUUGCGUUCGUGGUAUUUACUUUGUGGCCCUGCAUGCCACCUCGAUUGUUGAGCGACAAGGACGCGCAGGGUCCUGAUGCAGCUCGGGGUCGUAGCUAUGGCUUUGUGGAUACGGUGCAUGGCGUCAACGGUGCAGGCAGCGUUUGGACUGAAAACCGCUUCUGCAAUCAAUACGCCGCCAUGCCCUCCUUGCAUUUCGGCUACUCUCUGAUGAUUGGUCUCACGAUCAUGACCAUACCGCUGCCGCCACAUCAUCGUCGGCGCUCGCGCAUAACGAUUGGCUCUGUCGGGCUGCAGGUUCCGUCAUGGCGCCGACUCGUCUGCCUGGCCAUGGGCUUCGCCUAUCCAUUUGUCAUCCUGGCCGCCAUUGUUGCGACUGCGAACCAUUUCAUUCUGGACGCUGUGGCCGGUGCCACGGUGUGUGCUCUUGGGUGGAAAUUCAACGGCAUCCUGCUGAACUUGCUUCCCCUGGAAGAUUACUUCCUUUGGGCCCUUCGUAUCCAUAAGCCAGUGCCGACCGCGAUGGAUGAGCUGGAAGGGAUUGAUGGCUGGAUUGAUGAUGAGGGAUCGCCUGAACAUACUUCCCUUCCUUGCUCGUCUUCCUACAUAUAUACCGUGGACUUGCAUGAUACCCUUGUGGAAUUGCCUUCUCACCUCGUUUAUGAACCUGUCAUGACUCUGAUCUGUAUUAAUUACAUUGAUGGCACCGCCGGUCGGUCGUUGGGGCCGUACUAUCCUUACUGUUUCGUGCCUACUUUCCCUCGAUCAUCCAUAUGCUCCGAACCCCUACCGUGUAUAUGGCGACCUGCUUUGGUCAAAGACAAUGCAUUUAAUUUAUCUCUACUCAACCUGAUGAAUGGUUCUGGAGGACUCUCUUCCCUUGGCAGACGAAUGAAGCCGGAAAGCGGGGGUGAAUAG